This is a messenger RNA of Misgurnus anguillicaudatus (oriental weatherfish), 5331 nucleotides long. RefSeq names its product WW domain containing transcription regulator 1 (gene wwtr1). Gene Ontology annotation, biological process: positive regulation of transcription by RNA polymerase II; hippo signaling. Gene Ontology annotation, molecular function: protein binding; transcription coactivator activity. NCBI's taxonomy places the organism in Eukaryota, Metazoa, Chordata, Actinopteri, Cypriniformes, Cobitidae. The record is from RefSeq and is a predicted model, not a curated record. Gene Ontology annotation, cellular component: nucleus; cytoplasm.
CGCUGGAGAGGGAGCGAGAGAGAGAGAGAGAGUUUACAAACUUUCCGUCGGGACAGAAACUCAGUGAGGGCACGCGCAAGGGAAAAAUCUCCGAAAACUUUCUUCUACGGGCCAGUAUGACAUCGACUUUUUCUCUUUUAUGACAACUUUUUAAAGACUUUUAAAAACUUUUCAGCGAGCCGAAACAACUUUUACCAAAGAAAGAAACCACGGGCCCGAAGUAAGGAAUUUUUCCCAGCAGUUUUCAGGACUUUGCUCGACGGUUGUCGUUACAUUUGUGGAAAUGACCAGUAACCCUGUGCAGCCGUUACCGGGCCAGCAGGUGAUUCAUGUGGCUAAAGACCCAAACACGGACCUCGAGGCGCUGUUUAACUCCGUCAUGAACCCGCAGCCAAGCUCGUGGAGAAACAAACAUCUGCCCGAAUCGUUCUUCAGAGAGCCAGACUCCGGCGCGCACUCGCGCCAGUCUAGCACGGACUCGAGCGGGCACCCGCCGCGGCUCCAAGCACAGCAUGUCCGCUCGAUCUCGUCGCCCGCGUUGCUGCAGCAGUCCGCGGGCGCGUUGAGUACCCCGACGCCCGCGCGUCUUCACGGGCACAUCCGUCACCAGUCGUUUGAUGUGUUGGAGGAUCAGCCGUUACCGGCGGGCUGGGAGAUGGCGUACACGGCCACGGGACAAAAAUAUUUCCUCAAUCAUGUUGAGAAGAUCACCACAUGGCACGACCCUCGAAAGAGCAGAACACCACCUGUCAAUCAGAUGAGUUUGCACAAUCAAACCUCCAAUAACAGCAAUGUUCAGCAACGUUCGAUGGCUCUGUCUCAACCUAACCUGGGACAGUUACCUGAGGGUUGGGAGCAGGCCGUCACUCCUCAGGGAGAAACGUACUUCAUUGACCACAAAACCCAAAGUACCUCAUGGCUGGACCCACGUAUGGUGAUGAAUCAGCAGGCCCAUCAGCAGAACCUGCAGCAACAGCCGCAGAGCUCUCAGUCUGCCAUGAUGAACAUGAGUGGAGCAAUCAGCGCCCAACAGCACCAGCAGAAGAUCAGACUGCAACGUAUUCAGAUUGAGCGCGAGCGCAUUCAGAGGAGACAAGAAGAGCUUAUGCGACAGGAGGCGGCGCUCCGGCAGCUCCCCAUGGAUUCUGAUAUGGCACCCGUGACGGCGUCUAUCGGCUCUCCGGCUAUGACACAGGGAAAUAUACCUAACAAUAGCUCAGAUCCUUUCCUCAACAGUGGGCCGUAUCACUCUCGGGAGCAGAGCACAGACAGCGGCCUCGGUCUGGGAUGUUACAGCAUCCCUACUACACCUGAGGAUUUUCUGAACAUAGAUGAGAUGGACACAGGUGAAAGCAUGGUGUCUGUCGGUAUGAACGUCCCUCAGCAGAACCGUUUCCCAGAUUUUCUGGACUCUAUGCCUGGCACCAACGUGGACCUUGGCACCCUGGAGGGUGCUGACCUCAUGCCCAUCCUGAAUGAUGUGGAGUCUGUCCUGAACAAAAGUGAACCGUUUCUCACCUGGCUCUAGAUUCACACCAAAGACAAAAGACUUUUAACACAUUUUAUAUAUAUAUAUAUUAUAUACACAAUCAGCUUCCUCCAUGAGACACAGAACAAAACUUACCAAAGUGUUUAGCCUGAGAACAAAUCAUCGAGCAUACAUCAAUUAAAGCUGUAGCAGAUGAAGAGGUUUCAUUUUGUAACUGAUGUAGAUAGAGUAAGAAUUAUAACUUUUGACAAUGCUAAAGUAGUGAGCUACCGAACAAUCUUUCAAUCAUGUUGAUAAGAGACUCUUGAAUGCUUGCUUUCAGUAAAUGUUACCUAAAAAGAGUUAAUCUCAUCAUGUCAGGUAAAAAAUUCUGAAUUAUUUUUAUUAGAAUAAGAAGAUGAAGCAUUAAUAUUUUGCAUGUAUAUUAUUUAAAUCAACAAGUAAACUCAAAAUACAAAUAAUGGGUAACACUUUACUUAAAGGGGUGUUCAUAAGACUGACACGACACCUUUAUAAUCAUGACAUGACACUUUUUUUUUUAAUGCAAAGAUGACAUUGUUUGAGAUUUGUUAUGACCAACUUGACAUAAACCAAAACAACAUAACUUGUCAUAAAUCUGUCAUAAACAUGACACAGCAGAAUAAUUAUCAAACUUAAGAAACGACUUUGCUUUAUGGGUUAAUAUCAUAUUCAACUGUCAUUUAAAUAUCAUUAAGUGAUAAUACUCUGUCAAAACAUUACCUAGACAAUUUUACCAGUGAUACAAAUUGAAUUUGUCUUUUAAAUGUCAUUAAUGGUUAAUACUCUGUCAAAUAAUUGUAAAUACCUUAACAAAAUGCAACAGACACAUCAAAAUAUUAUACUUAACUUUAUGUCUGUGCACAAUACAUAAAAAACUGAGAACUAACACAACUUGUUCUUCCUCAAACAGAGGGUUCAGAUUUUUUCUGAUAUAGAAGAAAAAACAAACAAUACAUUUAAUCAAUUAAUUUAAUGUAAUUAACUGUUUUUACGCUAUUUUUUGUGGUGUUUUUCAGGGAUAUAGACCCAACGCUGCAUGGCUUAACCCUUUAUUUUACUGUUUUCAUUUAAUUUUAGGUGAAUCGGUCUCUAUAAAAAUAUAAUUUUAUCAAUUUUAAAUAUUAUUUUUAUUAUUAUUAUUAUUAUUAUUAUUGAAUGAUUGAUUUUAUUUCUCUAACACCUGGAGAACACUUUAAAAACAUUAUGAAGAAUAUUCAUGACGUUAUGAGUAUUAACACUUAAUGAAAUUUUAAUGACAAAAUAUAUUUGUACCACGUAGUUGAGGUCAAGAAAAAUAUUCAUGACGCUGUUAUAAAACUAUUCGACAGAGUAUUAACACUUAAUGACAUUAUAAUGACAAAUUAUAUUUGUACCACCGUAGUUGAGGUCAAGAAAAAUAUUCGUGAUGCUGUUAUAAAACUAUUCAACAGAGUAUUAACACUUCAUGACAUUUUAAUGUCAAGUUGUCAUAAUGCUGCGUUUACACCAACCGCGUUUGAGGCGUCAAAAUCGCGUCUACCGCGGCUAGUUUGCCGCUUGAACAGUUUAAAUGCAUUCGCGCGCGUAGAGCGAAGUAGACGCGCGGAAAAAGCAAGCGUUUGACGCGUGUCAAGAGGCAAAAUCCGCUUCUUGUGGGAGGGGCAAGUGCUAUGCGGUUGUCUGUUUGCAAGAUGGCUGAUGUUGAUCGUGCAUUUAUUAAGAGAGUUACCGGUUUGUAUUUGGUAACCUUACUAUAGGGGGAAAAUAAACAGCGCGGGUCUAUAAACGUCACGUGACUCAAAAGUGAAAUGUGUAUUUACAACUUACCAGGUUGCCCAAUGUCCUCACUGACACUCUUCCAAGCGAGGUCCUUUUUAUUCCUGUCUCAUCUAUAGAAAUAAGAACUUGUGUCGUAUAGCUCCCGGUGACUGCUUACGGACAAUAUCAAGCGCUCCUUCAUGUUGAAUGAGUGACUCUGGGCGGGGCUGCAACAGCAGCAAGCAGGCUCCUUAUUGGGUAACGCUUCACGAAAAUCCGCCAAAGUUCAAAUUUUUCAUCUUGGGCGUCAGAUGCAAAUUCGCGUCUAAUGCAAAAUGCACAAAAAGACACCAUUCGCACGUAACGCGCCGUAUGCUUAAUUCGCGCAAACUAGAUGCACGAGUGAGGCGGAAUUGCGUCUACCGCGCCAAAUGCCUCAUUCGCGCUGCGAGACCUCCAGACGCGCGUCAACGCGUCUUCACAUUGACUUAACAUUGAAAUCACUGUCAUCUUUGCAUUAAAAUUGACAUAAAUUGUCUCAAAAUCUCCUUCAUGUGUCAUGUCAUGAUUAUAAAGGUGUCAUGUCAAUCUUAGGAACACCCCUUCAAGUAAAGUGUUACCAAAUGAUGUUUUACAUCUUUAAAUGUUAGUUUCAUUAAAUAGAACAAAGUGCACUACAGUAUUUUUCUGUACAUUACUGUAUUCUAAUAUUAUGAUUUGGGCUUAAACGUCAUGAAAAUAUUACGACGCAAAAAAUCUUAAGUGGUCAAACGAAAUCAUUCAUUUUUUAAUUUGUUGAUAAAGGUUUUUAUGGCUCAUUUAUAGGUAAUCCAAUAUACAUUAAACCAAAUGAAUAGCAGCUGUGUAAAUAUAAAUCACUUUAUAUCCAGCACUGAAAUAUUUCAGUUUUUUUAUUCACGUUUAUUCCAGUAUAGUUAUUGUUUCACAUAAACGUUUUAUAUCAUGUAUGUUUUUUAUGUACUACUACAGUAUUCUUGUUUGUAUACUGUAAAAGAACCAUUGAUGUUUGCUCUUGGUGCAUUUAUUUAGUUUGCAGUGUAGUAUUUAUCAAGAGCUAUGAACUUCUUUUAAUAUAGUUUAUAGAUUUUUUCAAAUGUUAAAUAAUGAAAGCACUACAGUACGGUGAGGAUUCAGCAAUACUGAUUUUGAUCUGAAGAUUGAAUUGAAACUCUGCUCACAUACCCAAUCUGAUGUUAAUGAAAGCAGUGUUAUGUUCAUCUGACAGGUGAAGAAUAUCCCAUAAUAUCUUUAGGGAUUAAAUACUUUCUAAUACAGCAGAUCAUUUGUUUUUUUUUUGAGAUUGUGAAACUGGAUUAUAUUGGGGCCAACACAUAGUUGUUGUUUUUUCUUUCUUUUAUAAGCCCAUCUGAAAUCCAGUUCUUUAUAUAUAUAUUACACAUAUAAAUGUUUUUAUUUUUAUUUCUACACAGGUCUAAUUUUUUUGUAUUGCAUGUUUGAUCUGUUGUGUGUAUAAACACCCCUUGCCAUGAUUUAUUUGUAUGGUUACUUUAUCAAUGGGGUAUAAGUAGAAAUGUGUGUUGGAUUUGAGGAUUGCAGAGAAAGUAAAGAAUGUUAAAAUGCGACUUUAGGUCAAAUUGAGCUUAUGACGUCUUUCGUAAGGACUGACCGGUUGAGUACCGGGUCGAUACAAGCUGUACUCGAACCCGUUUGACCUUCAGAGAUUUACAUCAUUGUGAUUUAGGAAGAGCCCACAUGAUGGAGCUGUUGGUUUCUUUAUAAAGCUGAGAUCUUUUGCAGUUACAUUUAAAUGAUUUUAUUUUCUAUUAUUAAAUACUAAUAUUACAGAAUUUGUAUCAUACAAAAUGAACUAAUGCUAAAAGAAAGACUAUAGACUAUCAAAGUUAUGUAGCACACUACACAUGGAGGCUUUUCGUAAGAUUACAGACUCUGUGAACGUCAUGCUGGAAAGAUAAAAAAAGAAAACAUAAUGGAGAAAUAUUCAAGUGGUGUAAUGUAUGUGAAAUGUAUGCAUUUGAGUUGUAACCUCUUUGAAACUGUCAGUAAAAUCAAAAAAGAAAUGAAUAAAAUGGUUUUAGCAUGAA